AUGGUGAUGGUCGCUGUCAAAGCAUUCCCCAUGAACAUACAAUCCCUAUUCGGCGGUCAGAACGGUCAGAACGCACCCGUCAUAGUAGACAUCAUCAUGGAUCAACAACCAUGCAAGUCUUUCAAAGAUGGAAUGCCGAUAAAAGGAUCGAUAAUAGUACAUUCAGCGGCCAAGAAUCGGAUCAAUGUAACGGGGAUUAAUAUUGAGUUAAUAGGAAAGCUGGAAGUGAGUUCAUGCAAGAAUCCCCUGAGUAUUAACUUCUGCUACGUUAACAAGUCCUUACCAAUUAUCGAUUCCAACAACUACCCGUUCACAUUCAAAAGUCCAGAGUUGCCUUACAAUACAUACAACGGUGUUCGCGCAAAAGUCCGUUACUACCUCAAGUGUACAGUUACUAAAGACUCCACACCUAUAUAUAAAGAAUUAGACAUCCUCGUCUUAAACACGGCCCAAGGCCCUCCCAUCCCCGUCAGGCCUCUCAACAUUGACGUGGGCAUAGAAGAUUGCCUCCAUAUCGAUGUCAGACUUGACAGGAAUGCCAUCAAUCUUAACGGGCAAAUUCUGGGUCAUGUCCAUUUCUUGGUUGUAAAGUUAGUUGUAAAGCAUAUGGAAAUCAAUAUUCUUAGAACCGAGAUCGUCGGGGGCAUCCUGAGUGAUCAAUCGUCCGCGGAAGGACAGCUUACACAUGAAACCACCCCAGUUUUCCGGUACGAACUCAUGGAUGGAACUCCGGGUAAAGGAGAAAUCGUACCCAUCAGGAUGAAUUUAAGGAACGUCCCUGUUGGACCCACGGAAAUAAAUGUCGCUAAUAAUUUCUCGGUCAGAUAUUUCCUCAGUGUUGUCAUUGUUGACGAAAGCGAUCGGAGGUACUUCAAGAAACAAGAGGUAUGGUUCUACAGGUCAGAACAAACUCCGGAAGUGACUGAGACUGCAUUCGAGAUACCGGAAGGAUGCCUCCAUUGUGAUCCGUAG
This is a messenger RNA of Gregarina niphandrodes, 972 nucleotides long. Its product is annotated as putative vacuolar protein sorting-associated protein 26. NCBI's taxonomy places the organism in Eukaryota, Apicomplexa, Conoidasida, Eugregarinorida, Gregarinidae. Gene Ontology annotation, cellular component: endosome; retromer complex. Gene Ontology annotation, biological process: intracellular protein transport; retrograde transport, endosome to Golgi. The transcript is spliced from 4 exons. The coding region runs from base 1 to 972 and encodes 323 amino acids. The record is from RefSeq and is a predicted model, not a curated record.